GCCAGUACGCCCCCUCCCCCGUUAUAUUUUUCAAAUUUCAAAAUCCCCACUCUGGUCUCUGGCAAUGGCAGUCUCCACUGUGCAAUGACGCGACCGGUUUACCGCUAACGCCUUGCCUCCACUUCAAACUCAAAGUCUCAUCACACCAUUCACGUCAUGUCUUCUCGCGCAGGUGAUUUGUGGGCGGAGCUCAUAGCUUCCGAGCAAAAAAGGAACGACCAGCGUCCUGUAACUGUAAUAAAGCCUAAAGACCCCGAAAUUGCCGUCAUUUAUCGGAGGAGAAAGCCUCAAACUAACACUCAACAAAAUGUAGCAAGAAGGGAUUCGAGUACAAGCUCGGAGGUCGAGAAUCGUCUCAGUCUUGCCCCUCCCAAUCGUAUAAGUUGGAACCGUUCCCUUUCCACCAGAGGGAGGACUAGUAUUGCUGUCACUGCAUGUGUGAAACCUCAACGGAGGAAGCCAGGAAGAAAAGCAAAACCACCUCUUCCAAGGGGGAAAGCAGUAGAGCUUCCCAACUUUGACAAGGAGAAGGCAUACUUUGAAGAGGUUGAUGCGUUUGACUUAAUGGAGGAAAGCCCCUCUCCUAAGAAAUCUGGUACAUGGACCAUGGCCAUCCAAACAGAUCAUGUUGCAAUACCACGCCUAUCAUCAAUUUUACAGAAAUGGUUGCUUUCUAAGAAAUUAAAUAAUAGCUAUGCACCACCUACUUCACUUUCCAAGAUACUAGAAACUCCAGCAUCACGGAAGGAAUCUGCUCCUUACAAAUUGUCUAGAUAUUCAAUCCUUAAAGCGUCAGAAAAUGCAUCCAUACAACUGCAGUUAGGCAUGUGUUUUAAUGAAAAGAGAUGCCUUGAUUUCACUAAUGAAGAUAUCUCCAAAAGGAAGGCAUCUUCAGAAAGAAGCAUUGCAGAAGUUCAUACUGUUGUAGGGGAUGAUGGUGGAGAUAUUGAAGUUCAAGUUGGAAAACUUUCUUUGACUUCAAGGCCUUCUUCAUUGGAUGCUAACAGUUGGGAUCCGUUUUUGGCACUGUUAGCAGCAUGUGGGCAGUCACAUCCUUUCACACUACUAGAUGUCAUAUCAAAAUCUUGUAACCCUACAGAUAUUGUCAAGAUUGGUGAAGGGACAUACGGGGAAGCUUUUAGGGUUGCUGAAAGUGUAUGUAAGAUUGUUCCAUUUGAUGGAGAUUUACGAGUGAAUGGAGAAAUACAGAAGAAAGCAGAAGAAUUACUUGAGGAAGUCAUACUGUCUGGCACCCUUAAUAGUCUAAGAGGAUAUGAAAAUGACAUGUUGAAUUGCUGCACUUCAUUCAUACAAACGAUAGACAUGAGAGUAUGCCAAGGUCCUUAUGAUGCUUCUCUGAUAAGAGCAUGGGAAGACUGGGAAUUGAAUCAGGGUACAUUAAACGACAAUCCUAGGGAGUUUCCAGAAAAGCAGUGCUACAUUAUUUUUGUUCAAGAACAUGGGGGCAAGGAUCUUGAGAGCUUUGUUCUUUUGAACUAUGAUGAAGCGCGGAGUCUGUUAGUUCAGGCAACGCUUGCUUUGGCAGUAGCUGAGGCAGCAUAUGAAUUUGAGCAUCGGGAUUUACACUGGGGAAACAUCCUUUUGACACGAAAAGCUUCUCCUACUGUGAAAUUCAUUCUUGAGGGAAGACAAAUACAUGUGAGAACAUUUGGAUUGCUUAUCUCAAUAAUUGACUUCACUCUCUCAAGGAUGAAUACAGGUGAAGAUGUACUUUACCUGGACCUGUCAUCAGACCCUGAACUCUUUGAAGGCCCAAAAGGAGACAAACAGUCAGAAACUUACAGAAAAAUGAGGGAAGUCACUGGAGAAUUCUGGGAAGAAAGUUUCCCGAAGACUAAUGUGUUAUGGCUGCAAUACUUGGUUGACAUAUUGCUGCUGAAGAAAUCAUAUGCACGAAGCACUAAAGACGAGAGGGAAUUGCGCUCUUUGAAGAAGCGUUUGAAUAGUUAUGGUUCAGCAAAAGAGGCAGCUUCUGAUCCCUUCUUCUCUGACUUGUAUGCACAAUGAACCAGCCAACAAGGAGGCUUGAAAGGGGCUAAAGAAAAAGUAACUCUGUUGCAAAACAAUCUUUUGAAUAGAGUAGAUUACCCAAAAAAAAAAAGAAAGAAUCUUUUGAAUAGUAAAUCAUAGAUUUGAAAUGAAGCCAUUUUCAUUUGUUGUCUGUAGAUGUGUGUAGCUAAUGUUGAAAAAUGAAAGAAAUUUGCUCCACAUUAUCAACA
This is a messenger RNA of Ipomoea nil (Japanese morning glory), 2240 nucleotides long. Its product is annotated as serine/threonine-protein kinase haspin homolog. Gene Ontology annotation, biological process: intracellular signal transduction; protein phosphorylation; mitotic cell cycle. The record is from RefSeq and is a predicted model, not a curated record. The transcript has 15 exons. The coding region runs from base 157 to 2028 and encodes 623 amino acids. Gene Ontology annotation, molecular function: ATP binding; histone H3T3 kinase activity. Gene Ontology annotation, cellular component: nucleus; cytoplasm. NCBI's taxonomy places the organism in Eukaryota, Viridiplantae, Streptophyta, Magnoliopsida, Solanales, Convolvulaceae.